Saccostrea echinata is the source of this 2148-nucleotide messenger RNA. RefSeq names its product toll-like receptor 13. The transcript has a single exon. Gene Ontology annotation, molecular function: transmembrane signaling receptor activity. Gene Ontology annotation, biological process: immune response; toll-like receptor signaling pathway. The record is from RefSeq and is a predicted model, not a curated record. Gene Ontology annotation, cellular component: membrane. Lineage: Eukaryota; Metazoa; Mollusca; Bivalvia; Ostreida; Ostreidae. The coding region runs from base 1 to 2118 and encodes 705 amino acids.
AUGACUCUUAGGAGAGUUGGGUUGUGGUGCGUUUUUCUGGUGAAACUUGUCAUUGUUAUUGCCCGCUGUGGGGACGGGUAUUGCAAGUGUUCAGAGGUACGUAAAAGAGCAACAUGUUCAUCCAAACAAAGGAAACUGAACUACUUCCCUGCUCUCCCUCCUUAUAUCAAACAGCUAACUUACAGGGACAAUUACCUACCACAUCUCAACCGGAACAUGGUCGUCAAUUUGACCAAAAUCAAGUUGGAGCAGCUUUACCUAAAUGAUAAUGGGAUAUUUAAAUUAGAUGCUAAUACGUUCAAAGACUUAAACAGUCUUGUGAAACUUGACAUUUCUCGUGAGAGCUUGCUAAAAAGCGAAGUUGUUGCAAAAGCGCUACAUCAUGUGAGUCGCUCCUUCGAAAGAUUGGUUCUGCAGCAUAACAAAUGGGAUACCAUUCCCUCUAAUAUGUUUGAUGGACUUCAAGAUUCUCAUAUUUCAUAUAUAGAUUUAUCAUAUAAUAACUUACAUUCAUUCAACGGCACCGAGGUUCUCCGACUAAUUCCUCGUGUUAAAUACUUAAUCCUAAAUAAUAACCCUAUAUCUCAAAGUGAUUUUGACUUUCACAACAUGGCCUAUAUGUUUAAGCUAAGCUUGGAAAAUACAUACCUACAGAAGGUUCCUAAUUUCUGCGAUGACAAAGGUAGCAGUUUUUUACCUCGUUUACGAUCUCUUUACUUGGGUCACACUUCGUUGAGAUCAGUCACCAUGGAAGAUUUUAAAUGUUUGCCAUUCCUUUGGAAAUUAUCUCUUUUGUUUGCAGACAUAACAGUUAUCCCAAACAAUACUUUUGCUGCCUUGCCCGUGUUGGAAACUCUCAUACUAGAAAGUGUCAUUAGGCUUAGGAGACUUGAAUAUCUUGCCUUAAACUCGACCUCCUUGCAGAAAUUGCAAUUCGGUUAUGCAAAAUUUAAGUUUGACGACAAAGGAAGAUAUAACAAUGAAUUGUUUAAAUUUGCACCAAACAUCAGAGACCUAGACCUUACUAGCAAUUCGAUUUCAACAGGAUCCAUUUUAAAAACACUUUUGUGGCACCUAGUUAGACUUGAAAAAUUAAACCUCCAGGGUUGUGGGCUGAAUUAUCUUGCACGUGGAACGUUCGACAGGAUGGCCAGAAUUAGUGUAAUUAUUAUGAAAGGCAACAAUUUGUAUGGAUGGGAUCCGACCAUAUUCAACAAAUUGACAUAUCUACAAAAACUUUACAUUUCUGGAAACAACAUCGCCGUGGUCAAUCGCUCCUCUUUGGACUUCACAAGAAAAAUAAGACUACAGGAGAUCGACUUGUCCAACAACCCAUUUUCAUGUACCUGUCAACUUCUUUGGUUCCGGGACUGGUUAAAAUCUACCAAAAAUCUAACAGUAGCACUAUAUCCCCAUCGAUAUUUCUGUAGAUCACCCCCUGCCUGGAACAAGAAGUUAUUGAUCUCUUUCAAUUAUACCGCCGAAGAUUGCCGGGAGAAAAACCCCUGGGUAUGGAUCGGCAGUUUUCUUGGCUCGGUCCUUUUCUUAUGUAUUGUGGUUAUCAUCCUAAUAUAUUGGCAUCUUCCUACUAUCAGGAAUAUCAUAUACCUGAUUCGGUUACGUAGGAAAGGAUACGUAAGAAUGGUUAACUCGUCUGAUUAUCUAUUCGACUGCUACAUCGUAUGUUGUGAGUCUGAUGAGAGUUGGGUGCUCCAGACAUUGUUGCCUAAGCUGGAGGAAGAACUUUUUUAUAGUCUUUGUAUACCUUCGCGAGAUUUUGAUCUGGGAGGCAACAUCGCCGACCAGAUCAUUGAGAAAAUGCAGGAAAGCAAGAAAAUUAUCUUGGUGAUGUCCAACGAGUUUGCGCAGGACGAGUGGUGUCAGUUCGAGUUAGCAAGAGCACAGGAGCGGAUCCGCAAUCAAGGGACAGAGGCGGUAGUAAUUAUCAUGUUGCGUGAUAUUGACAAUAGACAUAUGACAUCUGCUAUCAAGGAACUGCUACGUAAAAAUUCUUAUGCAACAUGGGUUACUGGCACAAUUGUAAUACAACUAUUCUGGAACAUUGUUUUGGCAGCUAUAGAGAAGCCCUUUGGAAAUCCCCCAGUUGCCGUUUUAUGACAAAAGAGCAUUCCCCGAUGUCAUGUCUAU